Phascolarctos cinereus (koala) is the source of this 8818-nucleotide messenger RNA. RefSeq names its product RNA polymerase II associated protein 2 (gene RPAP2). Gene Ontology annotation, molecular function: RNA polymerase II CTD heptapeptide repeat phosphatase activity; RNA polymerase core enzyme binding. Gene Ontology annotation, cellular component: nucleus; cytoplasm. NCBI's taxonomy places the organism in Eukaryota, Metazoa, Chordata, Mammalia, Diprotodontia, Phascolarctidae. The record is from RefSeq and is a predicted model, not a curated record.
CUGACUCUGACCCCGCCCCCAUCCUGCCCCGCGUCUUAUAUCCCACGAUGUGGGGGGGAGGAGGCGGAGCCUUCGCGGGACAGUCAAUGAUUGAGGAGCUGAGGUCCCGCCCUGACCCCGCCCCCUGACCUCCCAGUCCCCGACUCUAGCGGAGAGAAGGAGGAGGAGCCGGUGAAGGCGUCAUGGCGGACGAGCCGAGGCCCCGCCCCUGACUCGCAUCCCAGGCGGCUCUGGGAGAAGGAGGAGGAACUGCUGGUGGGGCCGUCAUGGAGGACGAGCUGAGGCCCCGGGCCCGCGGCGGCCCCCGGAUCAGGAGCUCCCGAGCCGCUCGCAAAGGCUCAGGUGGUAAAGAAACAAGUGCUUUGAAAAGUGAAGAAGCUUCUAGAAGGAAAUCUGCACUGGAGGCAGCUAUUAGAAAGAAGAUCGAAUAUGAGAGGAAAGCCUUGCACAUUGUUGAACAGCUUUUGGAAGCAGACAUUACGGAAGCAUUCCUUGUGGAAUCUGGAAAGCAGAUCACAUCUGCACAUUACAGGGAUGUCGUGGAAGAACGCUUCAUCAUCCGUCUCUGUGGUUACCCUUUAUGUCACAGCAAGCUAGGAAAUGUGCCAAAACAGAAGUAUAGGAUUUCUACCAAAACAAAUAAAGUCUAUGAUAUAACUGAAAGAAAGUUUUUCUGCAGCAAUUUUUGUUAUCGAGCAUCUAAGUACUUUGAAGCUCAGAUUUCCAAAAGUCCGUUGUGGGUUCGAGAAGAAGAAAGACCUCCAGAUUUUCAGCUGCUAAAGGAAGGACAAAGUGGUCAUUCUGGCGAAGAAGUCAGGUUACGUGACGAGGCUGUGAAGACGUGGGACAUUGAGAAUCCUGAGCGGCCGACAAGCCAGGAUGAGUCCGGGUCCUCCAGCAGCCACAGUGAUAGUAGCAGCGAGGACGAGCAGGGAUUUGUUUCUUCUCUUCUACCGGGGAACAAACCAAAUGCGACCCUUGGAAGGCAGCAGCCAUAUCCAGAAAGCAUCCCGAAAAAGCGGCCUAGCCAGAGAGCGAGCUCCAGACACCGGGACAAAGACCUGCCGGCCGCAGGUGUGGCCGCGCAAUUGAGCAGGUGUGCACUGGGCAGCCCGGAGAAAGCGGACACCUGUGCCCUGUGUGUUCAAGAGGAACAUGCCUGUGUUUCACCAAGUUUUUCCUCAGAAAAAUCAAAAGCAUUGGAGAAUUCUGAAGAUGGUCGUGAUAGUUCACAGAUAACUCUGGUAGGCAUAAGCAAACAAGGAGCAGAACGUUUUAGGAGGAAAUUUGCAAAGUUGAAUCGGCAUGCCCUAUCAGGUUCCGGUGCACUCCAGGUAGAUCCCACUGAAGCUAAAGCAGGCCUGUUUGAAGCCCUCAAGGGGACUUUGGUGGAAUGGAAGACAGAAGAAACGUUGACAUUUUUAUAUGGAGAGAACUAUGUCGCUGUCCCUCUGACAGCCUCACCACCCACUCCUCAGGCUGCGGAUAAAGAAAAAGACGAGGAGGCUCUGGUUCCAGGGCUGGAGAGUCUCAUUUCUGCUGCUGGACAGGUGUCUCAGAACACCCUGGAUCAGUCCCUGCCGUUCGGUGGCUCAGGCACCGCCAUUCACCCUCUGCCAAGUUACGAGAGCCUCAAAAGAGAAACUGAAGUAUUGAAUUUAAGGAUUAGGGAGUUCUAUAGAGGAAAAUAUAUUUUGGAUGAGCAGUCUCCCAAAGUAGAAACUACAGACAAGGGUGAUCCCACAUUUCCACUCAUAGAUUCAAGUUCUCAGAACCAGAUUAGAAGACGCAUUGUACUUGAAAAAUUGACUAAAGUAUUGCCAGGAAUCUUGGGUCCUCUUCAGGUUACAUUGAGUGAUAUCUACACUGAACUUAAAAAUCUUGUCCAGACUUUUAGGUUAACAAAUAAAAAUAUCAUUCACAAGCCUGCAGAAUGGACCCUAAUUGCUAUUGUAUUAUUAUCAUUGUUGUCCCAGAUGAUCCCUCUGCAAAAGCAUUCCCAGAAAAAUGCUGUGUAUACGCAGUUCAUAGCCACAUUACUUGAAGAGUUACAUUUCAAGAAUGAAGACCUUGAAAGAUUAACCAGGAUAUUUACAGCUAACUGUUUGCCAGAAUGGAGAAGGAUGUGCACUGGAAAGGAAAGAGCAAAAAUGACUAGGGAGAUGAAGGCCCAGACAACCACCCUGGUGACUCAAAGAAAUGAGGAGGCAGUCUGUUAUUUCUGGUGCCUCGUGACAGCAAAAAGACAAACUUCCAACAAAGGGAAGGUGUGGAAGCGGCGGGUGAGUGAGCUUGACUCAGUUCCUGGCAAAACUUCAGAAUGUGGGACCGUGAUUGAACACCUUCUGGGAAUUCUCCCUAAGGGGAAGACCAUUGGAUCUGUGUUUUGAGCUCAUCUUGGCCACUUACCACCUACAUAAUCUUGCUCAAAUCAUAUAACUUCUCCUUGUCUCUGUCUCUUCAACAGUAAAACAAAGGGGUGGACCAUUCUACCUUUAAGGACUCUACUGUCUGUAAAGUCUGAGGAUCUAGAAAAGGAAGUCACAAUUCCAAAGAGACAGUGUGGGAUUGUCAGCUCCUUGAGGGCAGGGACUGUCUUUUUCUUACUUGUAUCUCCAGCACUUAGCACAGUGCCUGACACCUAAGUGGCACUUACUAAAUGUUUACUGACCGAUUAUAUCUAUGAGCGUGGCUUCCCCAAGCAGCAGCCAUAGCACAAUGUCAUCUCCUUUUAAUAAGAUUACUGGAGUAGUGGAGCAGACAGUGUGGAUUCACCUCUUUUAGCAGAGCCUUUCAUAGAGUCCCUCGAGCUAUGCUUACAGAGAAGGAAAGUAACGUGGGCUGGGCAGUAGCACAGAUAGAGCUUGUUAACUGGCCAGACCCAAAAUAGUGGCAAUUAUUUAUUCCACGGCAUCUCAGUUCCCUUAUCUGUGAGAUGAGGUGCUUGGGCAGGAUGACUGCUGAGCUCCCUUCCAGCUCUGCUCUUGGAGACAGUCUGAUUUUAGGAGGCCCCAAGGGAGUGCCCCAAGGAUCCAGGCUUGGCCUGGGCUACUGACAUUUUUAUCAGUUUGGAUAGAUCACAUCAGAUUUACAGGGUACCUCAAACUGGAAGGUGGUAACUAACUAGCUGGGUCAUGGUCAACAUUCCACAAUAUCUGGACAGGCUGGAAGCGUUGGCCCAGAAAUGGAACAGGGAGAAGCACAGGGGCUCAGGCAUGGGUUCAAAAGGUCAGCUUCACCAGUAUAAGGUGGGAGAGGCAUGUGGGCAGGCAGCAGUUCAUCUGAAAAAAGAUCAGAGACUUGUAGAGGAUGGCAAGUUCAGUAUGAAUCAACCGGAUAGUUUGGCCUCGAAACAAAUUUAAUCUUAGACUUGACUAAGAAAAGCAGGGUUAUGGAGCAGUAGUGGUCAGAUCAUAUCAGGAGUAUUGUAUUCAAUCAGUCAGGAGCAUUUAUUAAGUACCCAUUAUGUGCCAGGCAGUGAGCCCAGCACUCAGGAUACAUAAAGAAAAGACAAUCACUGCCUUGGAGACCUCACAGUCUGAUGGGGAGACAACUUGAAAAUCACUGUGUACAAACAAGCUGUAGACGGGAUAAACUGGGAGUAGUCUCGGGAGGAGGGCGCUGGCAUUAAGGGGGAUUGGGAAAGGCUUCUUGCAGGAGAAACUUGUAAGAAACCAGGAGGCAGAGAAGGGAGAUGUGGGACAAGCCUGGGAAAAUGCCUGCAGAGGGAACUGGGAGGAGGCCAGUGUUAGUGGAUUGAAGGCCACCUGGGAUUGGGGGUGGACAGGUCGGAGUUGAUAAGGAGUGACGAGCACUGGAAAGGUAGGAAGGGGGCAGGUUAUGAAGGGGUUUAAAAGCCAGAGCAUUUCACAUUUAAUUCUGGAGGCAAUAGAGAGCCACUGGAGUUUAUUAAUAGGGAGGUGAUGUGGUCAGAUUUAUGACAACCAAAUGAACAUUGGGAGGGGCGGUGGGGGGUGGGGGACGGACAGAGAGGCACCGCAGCAGUCAGAGGAGACAGGGUAUUGUAUAUUAAAGAUGUUGUGAAGGACCCCGGGGGGGGGGAGUAGGGGGGUGGAUGAGAUAGAGAGGACACCUAAGUUUCAAGCCGGAGGGACUGGGAGGAUGGUGCCGCGCUGUACAGUAAUAAGGAAGUCAGGAAGAUGGGGAAGAAUGCGUACAGUUUUGGACGUGUCGAGUUUAAGAAGUCUACCAGAUGACCAGUUUGUAGGAGAAGGGAGGAGGGAACAAACAUUUAUUAAGCACCUACUGUGUGCUUCGCACCCCUGGCAGUUAUCUGUAAAGAGCUUAGGACUGGCUAAGUGGAUUUUUAGUUUCAUCUGCAUAGAGAUGAGAGUUGAAUCCCUGGGAGCCACUUUUCAGAAAACGUGCCCAGCCGUGGGGCCAUGCAGCUUGGGGAAGUCACAGCUCCUCUCAUACCGCAAGUCGUCACACAAAAGUUCAGUGGCCACUUGUCGAUUAUGAUGUCAAGCAGAUUCUCUUUCAGUUAUGUCUUGGACUGCAUGGUUUCUGAAGUCCCUUCCAAGCCUGAGAUUCGGUGGUUUCAUAAGCACAUGGGGCUAUCGGCUGAGCCCGUCCGCCUCUGCUCUAUCACCAGGCCUCAGGUAAGGAGCGCAGACUGGACUUCACGGCCACAAGCUGAUGAGUGUGGCUCUGUGCUGCCAGCAGGGGAGAGGAGGGCCGGCCUUCGGGAGAGACAAGGCAUUCAGGGCUCUCCACGAGCCAGCCUCACCACGCUCCCUCAUGUUUCCCUCUCCAUCUCUGUUGUCCCUUUCCCCGAAGUGCCUCAGAUCUCUUCCAAGCUCCGCCUGAGAGCCCCUCCCCACAGGAGGCUGUGCUGGGUUCCUUCUGCUGCCAGUGACUCCACCCACCAUUACGUUGUGUUGACGUGGUACGCACACCUAUGGGUACUUGCUCUCCUCCAUAGAAUAUAAGCUCCUUGAGGGCAGGGGCCGUUUCACUUUUGUCCUUGUAUCCCCAGCACCCGGGAAUUAGUGUCUGGCACAUCGUAGGGGCUGACUGCUCCACGCGGUACCGUCUACGUUUUAUAUCUGUCCCAGGGCUUAGGACUACCCUCCUGGCACCCGGCAGUCUCUUCAAAGUGGGAACGGGGCAGCUGGGAGGAAAACAGUUUGUGAAAAAGCAGCGCGUCAAUGUGAUCCGCUGCUGUAUCAAUCUCUUUUUUUCCGGACUAGGAAACUGAGGCCCAAAGGAGUUGAGCGGCUGUGAAGCAGCCAGAGCCAGGAUCUCGCGCUUUGCACUAAGCCGUCCUGGCUGGAGGGUCACAGACCCGGACUUAGAGGUCAUCCGCUCUCCCUUUGUCACAGAGAGACUUGUGCAGCCAGAUGGGAAGUGGGAAAAACGAGUCUGCUAGUCAGAAAGCCCAGACUCGAGCCUUUUCAAUAAGCAAAGCUUGAUUUUUCAUGAGAAAACAGGCCUUUCAUGAAUGCAAGUUUUCUUUUUCUUUGGCACUUUCAGCUUGAACGGCCCCUUCCACGACACUGUCUGCAUUCUAAAUGUUGAACUCAAACCUAUCACCAGGAUCCUUCUCUUUGCAUGUCGCCUUGGAGCCUCCCCUCCCCAGCGCCUGCCACACCCCCCUCCACACACACCCAGUCUCCAAGGUGUGUGGUGAGAUCCUAGCUCCUCUCCUUUGAAGUCAGUUACUAGGGCCAAGGCCCUGCCAAGAUUUGAGCAGCUGGUUCCCGACAAGGCUGGAGGAAUUUAAAACCUGAUCUCUGGUGCAGUGACUUGUCCUGUAGCCGUGGGGGGAGGAGAAAGGGAGGCUGAGGGAGAAAGACCUCUCUUCUCUCCUGGGUGCCCUUCUCCCCAGGCAGUAAGUCUUCCUGGGGGCAAUUCUGCAUUUAGGUGGAGAGGCCCAGUGGCUUUCUGGUGAACUCAGAGCAGAGUGUGGGGGUCCCCCCAACCCCUACAAAGGUACAAACUAGGCUACUCUUCCUGGAAGGCUGGAGGGCUAAAAAGUAAUGAAUUUUACUUUUUCUUUCAUUUUAGAAUAUUUCCCCAAAUGAAGACUGUGCUUAGGACGGGUUGAAAAAAAAUUUUUUUAAGCUCCCCUAAAUGCCCCAGACACACUUCAUUUCCAUUCCCGUAAGGCUGCCUCUUGCUUAAAAAAAGUAAAAAUAAAUAAAUAAAUAAAUAAAGCACCCAUACUAGGCUUAGAACAAGCAGUUUGUUCGUGGCUCGUUAAGCCCAUCUUCCUUUACACUUGGGAACAAGAUCCCCCAUCUUCUGAAGAUUUACGUAACAGUGGCUCCCCUGGCCCCCACUGCCUGAAGGCCAGGUAGCUUAUAUUUCACCCCUUCCCCAGGGUUCUCCAGUACCCUCAAGGGGGUUUAAGGGUGUCUGGUCUCUCUGCCAUUGGCUUAAGCCGUCAUGGAUGCUGUUAGAGAGGUCCCCCUAUACCCCCAGUUCCAUUUAAUCACAACAGUGAUAUUAGCUUUUACAGAAGAAUAUUUACUUCAGAGCAAAAACAAAGACACAAACAUCCCUCCUUAGCACCUGGGGGGAGUAAUUCCCUCCCCUCUGUGCCAUCUCAGUCUCUGGGGAAGAGAUGAGAAUUAGGUUCACAGCUUAGCUCAGUGACUGUAUGGCACAGUCCCACCAGUUCCAAAGCCCUCUUUGGCCUUGAGUCCCAGGCACCCUGGCUUCACAGGGUUUCCUUGCAGGUUCAGCUGUAAGACCCAGGCUGGAAUCCUGCCUCCAAGCUGGCCAUGGCUUGGUCCAGGUCUGGUGGACAGACUGAAACAAAACCUAAAGCUAUAUAUCUCAGGGUCAUGGGGCCUAACCGGGAAAAGAGAGAAGGUAAUCUUUCCCGUUACCCAGUCACAAUCAUGAUACCUGGGUUGUGGAUGAAAUGGAGCUUAGUGGACUCAGAGAGAGAGAGAGAGAGAGAGAGAGAGAGACUCCAUUUGGUGACAAAGAUGAGGCCUGUUCCAAUAUACAGCCAGUUGAAAGAGGCUACUCCUCUGUACUUGGCAGGGAAAUGAAAAAUGUCUCCUCUCAAAAGCAGGUACUUUUUGUACAUGUGAUUGCCUCCGUGUUGGGUGAUCUAGAUAUGUGUGAAGUCCCAGUUGCUUUUAUCUGGAGACUAAGAAAUCAAUACAGUUCUGGAACAUGAAAAUUUCCAUAUAAGCCCUGGUAAUUCUGGAAGGGCUCCUGCUGGGCUGAUGGGAUGGGUGAGUGGCUGGCAGGACCUUUACCUAACAAAUACUAGCAGAUAAGAUCUUGGGAAAUGGUGCCAGACCCCAGACUCAAGGAAUACAGUCUUAGAAUUUGGCGUCCCCUCAAUCCAUCUCUGUUAUAUUCCCCUUACCCAUCCCUACUACUAAAGUAGUAUAAGUAGCCACUUCUACACUUCUAUACUGCAGCAUGCAGACUUAACUAUUAGACAAUAGCACAAGUGAUUAUAGCAUCACCAUUAAUAUAAGGCAAACGCAAUAGUCUUCUAAACAUCACAGCUCACUUGUAAACCUGGUUCACCCAUAUAGUAUCCACAGGGGAUUGGACACACACUUAUAGAAACUUAUCAGGGAGUCAUGAGUGGGGAAACCCAUAUGCUUGGAGCGACUUACAGCUCAGGACUGCAGGCCUUCAUGUACUCAGUCCCUUCAGGAGCAAUCUUUGCUACACAAAACCACAUCUUUGCUAGCUUCUCCUCUUCUGGUCCUUGCCACUCUCCUUCCGGGCAAACCCCCUCCUCUUCUGUUCUCUAACUGAUAAAACAGUGACAAGCUCUUUUAACAUACCUUCAUAUGUAUUAAGCUUACUCUUAGGGUGUUGAGAAAGUGUUGUGCCACAGUAGCGAUAAAUAGUUCUUUUAAGUCAGAGAACUAAGAAACUUCAGGUUGGCUUUCUGGGCAACACGGGCCAGCCUUGUCAGCUCUUCUUUCAAUAGGAUUCCGCUUUAUCCAAUCAGCUCCAACCCUUUUACAACAAAGUAGAGAUCACAGUAGAACUCAUCAGGAUUUCGCAGUGCAGGCAAACCCAGAUAACUCGUUAUUCAGCAGGAUUCUGCUUUGUGUGAUCAGCUCCAUCCCUCUUCUCAUAGCAAAACGGAUGCAAAGCCCGUUCCUCCCCAUCCCACCCCUGCCCCUGUUUCUCCUUCUCAAACCAGAGAUUGCAGUAGAGAACAAGCACACGCCUCUGGAAGGUUUCACCUGUCUCAAGUGGUAAGUGGCCCCGGAGGGCAAAAGCUCAAACCACAGCAGCAUUCGACUCUUUUCAAACGAACUUCCCAGAAAAUUCUCCAUUUUUUUUUUCAGCCACUCCACAAAGCAAAGCUUCUUUUCCAAUUGGCAGGCUCCCAGCACAGCAGCUGAAGGCUUCCUGUCCCACUGACCCACCUGCUGGCCUUUUCACCCUCAACUCCUACACAACUGGAUUUUUUUUUCGCUCUUCCAGUUGACUCUAAUGCCCAUAUCAGAGCAUCCUAGUGGUCAGUGAUUCAUCUUUCCAUUUUGAGGGGAAACCCACGAAAUCUAUCUCUCUAUCAAGUGUGAACUACACAACCUUUAUUAAAUCUUGCCAUAGUCUCCAAGCAUCUUUUUUUUUUUAAUUAUGAUCUGGUCACUUUCAAACUCUAAAAACAGCCAUGUGCAAACGAACUGAUUGUCUACCAUGCCUUACAACCUCAGCCAUUUCUUUGACCUCAAACACAUUCUCUCAGUACCUUCAUCUGAGGCAGAUUUCUGUCCAGUCCUGACAGUCACUGUCUCUCCAUAUUUCAUCUGAGAAACUGUACAUCUUCACAAGUGUAUUUUUUAUCAGUUUUUCAUACACA